CACACACACACACACCUGGAUCUCUCUUGCUAUUUCGUAGUGAUUAGAAGUGUGUCAUUUACAUUCAUCCACGUUCUUGGUUGUGUAGGGGGUAUUCUGGCAUUCUGCAUUCCGCAGCAGGUUUGCCUCCAGGUCACCUUUAUUGUGACUGUAGAAGACCUGAGGGCGGGAGCGCGCAAUCAUCACGGUCUGUGAUAUUUCUCAGGGACGGAGCAGCCCUGAGACUCUCUACUGCAGCGGCGUGCACGGCUUUCCUCUCACGCAAAGCCCUCAAUACUUAGUGUUGUUUUAUCUUUAUCUUUUCCAUUUCUUACCUCUGGUCGAAACGCUCCGCAUGAUUUAAACAUCAUUGUUCCAAUUAUGCAACCCAUACCAACUUUUGCCCUUAUCUUAAAUCAGUUGCUUGCUGCGUAACGCGAAUUGAUUCAUAUUCCGUUUGAACGACGGAUUACCAUCAUGUUAAUUGCUGUUGGAUUUAUACUGGUUCGCCGUGCUGUUGGAUUAAUCAAGAGACGCAGCACGUUCUAAAGUGUUUUUGUGGAGACGGAUCGAUAAUGGUUUUAGUUGGGCUGUAAUACUGCUCGGACUAAAGGUAAAAGUCUUCGUUGGAGUGGAUCCUGAGAGACUGAAUGUCUGGGCAGUAACCGCAGGGAAUAAACGCGAGUGGAAUCAAAAGCGCGCGACUGAUAUGGGUUCUGUUAUUUGUGACAAGAGAUUAGCGGGCCUCCUCCUCCUUCAAGCCUCCUCCCUCCUGCUGUUCAGUUCUGGAGAAAGGCUGUGCCCCUAUAGCUGUCGUUGCGAGGGAAAGAUUGUCCAUUGUGAGUCAGCUAGCUUCAAGGAUGUCCCUGAAAAUAUUUCAGUUAGUUGUCAAGGUCUGUCUCUACGCUACAAUGACCUGCACACAAUGCUCCCUUACCAAUUUGCCCAUCUUAACCAGUUACUGUGGCUGUAUCUGGACCACAAUCAAAUCAUGUUUGUGGAUAGUCGUGCUUUUCAAGGAGUGCGACGACUGAAGGAGUUGAUCUUGAGCUCCAAUAGGAUUUCACAGCUCCAUAAUGUCACUUUCCACGGAGUACCUAACCUACGCAAUCUAGAUCUCUCCUACAACAGGUUGCAGGAACUGCAGCCAGGUCAGUUUUUUGGUCUUCGAAAACUGCAGAAUCUGCACUUGCGCUCCAACGGGCUGAUGACAAUCCCUGUCCGAGCAUUUCUAGAGUGCAGAAGCUUGGAGUUUCUAGACUUGGGUUAUAAUCGGCUUCGGGUUCUGACUCGUACUGCAUUCCUGGGUUUGUCUCGACUUAUGGAACUCCACCUGGAGCAUAAUCAGUUUUCAAGGAUCAAUUUCUUUCUUUUUCCUCGCCUUGCUAACCUCCGUGCCCUGUAUCUACAAUGGAACCAUAUCCGAGCUAUCAACCAAGGCCUUCCAUGGAGCUGGUAUACCUUGCAAAAGCUUGAUAUUUCUGGCAAUGAGAUUCAAGUUCUAGAUCCUGUAGUAUUUCAAUGCCUUCCCAAUCUUCAGGUUCUCAACUUAGAGUCUAACAAACUGGCCAAUGUGUCUCAGGAGGUUGUGGCUGCCUGGAUCUCCCUAACAGCCAUUAGCCUUGCAGGCAACAUGUGGGAUUGUGGACCAGGCAUCUGUCCUCUUGUUGUCUGGCUCAAGAAUUUUGGAGGCACCAAGGACACUAGUAUAAUCUGCAGCAGUCCUAAGCACCUUCAAGGGGAGAAGGUCAUGGAGGCUUCAAAGAACAACAUUGACUGUGAUGAUUAUGAAAUUACUGCUCAAUCACCUUUGUAUCUGCAGACCUUUGAUCCAAAUUUUGAUCUUACUCCUGAACCAACUGAACUAACAAUGGCUCCUACAACACCGCCUCCACCCCUCCCUUCACCUGCCUCUGAGGCGUCAUUUCCACCUCCUCAUCCUCGACCGCCUCAACAUCCAACCUUCUCCAGCCAUGAAAACCCAGAUCCCAUGGACUCCAGUCAAUGGACACCCUCAUCGUCUGACAGCUUAGUAGUGACACCAGCUCCUGAGCAAGACAUUGUGUCAUUUCACAAAGUGGUGAUGGGUGGGGUGGCACUGUUCUUCUCAGUGUCCCUUGUCUUGUCAGUAAUAUAUGUCUCCUGGAAACGUUACCCUGGUGCCACCCGACUGCUGCAGGAGAGUUCAGUUGGCCGAAAGCGGAGGAAAAAGAGUCAGGAGCCAGAACAGAACCUGAGCUCCCAGCUCCAGGAAUAUUACAUGAGCUACAAUCCUGCAGCCACGCCAGAAGCCUUGGAGGUGCUGGGUAAUGGGACAGGUACCUGCACCUGCACCAUAUCUGGCUCCCGGGAAUGUGAGAAUGAAUACACAUGUCCCAGACCGUUACCUGGAGCUUGGAUCGGAGACAUACCCACCAUACACUGAAGGGACAGUUUUGUUCCGGCGGAGGAUUUGUGCCUACCUGCAUUUCAUCAGUCGCAUCAAGCUUGGUUCUCAUGAUUCCACUCAUGCUUUCAGUGCUUCUUUAGUGGAUUGUGGUCAGCCGGACACAGCUAACGGACAUCUGAGAGACAGUGGGAGCAGAUGCCUCAGACACAUAUUUUAUUAAAACACAUUUGGAUGCCUCACUUAAUACUUUAAUGCACCGGGACACAUGCGUCAGGUUUAUCUUGGAAGCCUUCAGUGAAACAUACCAAUGAAAGUUAUCCAGCCUUUGAUGAAACACCCAGCGUCAUUUGACGUUUGUGUGGACCUAUACAUAAACUAUAAACUUUGUUAAUAUACCCUUGAAUUUAAAACUGUACUUGCCCUUUCCUUUGUUAUUUAAUGUAAAUCCUUGGGAAAAAUUGUGUAUCAGAAUAACUAAAUAAAACAACUGAGUUAAAACCUUUAUCUUUGCUGCCUAAUACUGGAUUUGUAAUGCUUUGUUUAUGCAAACUUCCCUGUACAGUUUUAUUUGAAGAGAUCCUCGAGUUGACAUGCCCUUCACAACAGUAAUAAACGUCCUUGUUAUUCGGAGUAAUUUAAACACGACCUGCGAUCUCAUUGACUAUGCCAGCACUGUCUCAAUGUUUGAAAUGUUUGAACGUACACAUGUAGUCUCAUUUAAUAGAAAAGUGUGUAAGCAAAUGUCAAGAUCUGAAUAUAGAGAAUGCGUUUUAAGUCCUAGUUUAAAGGCGAAGUGUCUUUUUUUCAAUGUUGAAAUCAUCUCACAUCCUUUCCAUUUGGUGCCGCUGGUGGCACAGGAAUUAUUCACGUUUGUUGUAUGUUUUGUGGCGAAGUGUGUGUGUUAGUGUUAUUGGGUAUUGAUAUGUUCAGGUUCCACCUGCCCCUCAGUCUUCAAAUAUUGCAACUUGAAAGGGUCAUUUAUUUAUAUGCUCCCACAUUUUAAUUUAAUAAUUACAUUUUGUAACAAAACUGUAUGAAUUGAACGCCACUGAGUUCUGGUUUAUAAUGAGAAUGUGGUAAAAAUCAGUGGUGAGGAAUAUACAUUUGUCAAAUGGAAAUUAGCAUCGAUCAACUUGCUCAUUUUUUAUGCAUUUAUUAUUAAUACUUUAUUUAACAAUAUGGAUUUUCUUGCGAAAGCAAAAUAAAAAAAAUAAUAAUACUGAGAAGU
This is a messenger RNA of Carassius auratus (goldfish), 3596 nucleotides long. Its product is annotated as leucine-rich repeat transmembrane neuronal protein 4-like. Gene Ontology annotation, molecular function: protein binding. Lineage: Eukaryota; Metazoa; Chordata; Actinopteri; Cypriniformes; Cyprinidae. The coding region runs from base 689 to 2404 and encodes 571 amino acids. The transcript is spliced from 3 exons. The record is from RefSeq and is a predicted model, not a curated record.